Messenger RNA from Bacidia gigantensis, 831 nucleotides. RefSeq lists its product as uncharacterized. Lineage: Eukaryota; Fungi; Ascomycota; Lecanoromycetes; Lecanorales; Ramalinaceae. Bases 1 to 831 code for a protein of 276 amino acids. Gene Ontology annotation, molecular function: ATP binding; kinase activity. Gene Ontology annotation, cellular component: cytoplasm. The record is from RefSeq and is a predicted model, not a curated record. The transcript has a single exon.
AUGUCUCCACCUCCAACCCCAAAAAGCCAACGACCAUUCCUCAUCGCCCUCUCCGGCCCCACCUCCGCAGGUAAAACCACCAUAGCCACUCUCCUAACCUCCAUCUUUUCCUCUGACCCUUCCCCCUCACCCACACCCACCGAUUUCGGCUUCACGCUCCUCCACGCCGACGAUUUCUACAAACCCGAUUCGCAAAUCCCAACGCACCCCACUGGGGUACAGGACUGGGAUUGCGCAGAGGCGCUCGAUGUGCAUAAGUUUCGGGAUGUGUUGCUGGACUUGAAAGCUGGAGGUGAGGUGCCAAAGGGUAUUCUCAGCCAGGGAGGGUUGGAGGAUGGGGUCCAUGGAUCAGCUAAAGGCGCUGACUCAAGAAGGGAGUUUGUGGAAAGGAUGAGGGGUGAAGUUAGUGCAUGGCCGUCUCAGCUGCUAAAAGGCAGGAGGGUCGUUUUGUUAGAGGGAUUUCUACUCUUUGGCCACAGCAUCAAAGACGAUAUUGGGGUUUUGUUCGAUUUGAAGAUCUUACUCAGAGCGAGACGGGAGAAAGCUAAGGAGAGGAGGGAAGGCAGGAAUGGGUAUGUCACGCUUGAGGGGUUUUGGCAGGAUCCUGAGGGAUAUUUUGAUGACGUCGUGUGGCCGAAUUAUGUGAGGGAGCAUGCGUGGUUGUUCGAGGGUGGAGAUGUCGAAGGCAGUGUGUCGGCUGGGGUGGUUAAGGGAUGCGGUGCGGGAGAAGAGGUGGAAGUAGGGCCGGCAGGGGAGGAAGAGGUGGAGGAGGUCUGCGAAUGGGUGAUUGGAUGUAUGAGGGCAGGUCUGGAGAUGAAGGUGAAGAGUUAG